AUAAAAGCGUCUAGUUUCGGUGGUUUCGGCUGGAUCCGCGAGACGGCGCCACGCGUCCGGAAAGCGAGUUGCUCGGUUGCUCGCCGCUCUCUCCGCCGCUUGCCCCGAAGUGCAAACAAAACUCGCACCGAAGUUUGUUCACUUUUUGUGGCGUGCGUGUGUGUGUGUGUGUAUUUUUUUGUUUCUCUCGAGUUUGGUCGGAAUGUGCGCGUCGUCGGGCCGGCCCGCGGGUGUCUCGCUAUAACGUCGGACGACCCGUAGACGCGGACCGGAGCCGCAACAAUGCCCGACUGCGAUCGCGAGCCGACGUGACCGCAACAGCCGAGCGUGUCCAACGUCCCAUCGAGCGGCGUUGGGGGGACCGCUCUCUGGCCAUGGCCAACCCCCCGACAAGGAGGCACGGGGCCAUGAAGAUCAGACUCACAGUGCUCUGUGCCAAGAACCUGAGCAAGAAGGACUUCUUCCGCCUUCCGGACCCGUUCUGCAAGAUCAGCGUGGACGGGUCUGGCCAGUGUCACUCGACGGAUGCCUGCAAGAACACCCUGGACCCAAAGUGGAACCAGCACUACGACCUGUACCUGGGACGCUCCGACUCGAUCACCCUGAGCGUCUGGAACCACAAAAAGGUGCAGAAGAAGCAGGGGGCAGGCUUCCUGGGCUGCGUCCGCAUCAUGGCCAACGUCAUCCAGCAGCUGAAGGACACCGGAUACCAGCGGCUGGACCUGACACGCAGCAGCGGGGACGACGGGGACCUGGUGCGGGGCCAGAUUGUGGUGAGCCUGCUCUCCAGGGACGGCCACGGCCUGGGCAGCCAGAACGUGGUGGUGGACCUGCUGGGCAACCUCUCCCUCCAGGACGACCUGCCCGAAGGGUGGGAGCAGAGGCGCGCGGCCACGGGGCGUGUGUACUACGUGAACCACUGGAGCCGCUCCACCCAGUGGGAGAAGCCAGUCAGGCCUGCCUACGAGCUGCUGGGCGUGGCGUCCCCCAACGGGGCCCCUCCCUGCCCGCCACCCCUGGGGGGCCGGGGCGGACAGCGGCAGUCGAUGCCGCCCCCGGCCUGCCCCGUCGCCCCGCCCAACCAGGACUGGGGCCAGGCCCCGCCUCCCCCCGGGGAGGACGGGGACCCGCCCCCUCCGUGCGAGGGGCCGCCCCCCAACGCCCGGCGGAGGUCGACCCGACACCGCAACUACCUGGCUCGCAACCAGCUGCACAGGGCCACCGCCGACCUGCCCGAGGGCUACGAGGUGCGGACGACGCAGCAGGGGCAGGUGUACUUCUACCACGUGGCCACGGGAGUGAGCACCUGGCACGACCCCCGGGUGCCCCGAGACCUGGGGGCCCUGGACCCGGAUGCCCUGGGGCCCCUUCCCCGGGGCUGGGAGGUGCGCUCCACGCCCACGGGCAGGCUCUACUACGUCGACCACAACAACCGCACCACCCAGUUCACCGACCCCCGGCUGCCCCUGGCGCCCAACGCGCAGGCGGCGCAGCCGGCACAGCCCCCCGCCGCUGCGGGCUCCACUCCGUCCAGGCGGAUCCCCGCACCCCAGGUGGCAUCUCCGGGGGCCGCCCCGCAACAGCAGCAGCCCCCUCCUCCCGUGGCUGCCUCCCCGUCGGUUCCCCCAGUCUCCCCUCCCGUGGCCCCCAUCUCCCCCAUCAACGUGAGCGGCCUGCCACCCCCGCUGCCCCCUGCCGCCGGCCCUCCAUCUGUGGCCAGCAACAACCACCGGAACAGCCUCUUCGGGGCCCCGUCCCCGGCGGCGCCCCCACCGCCACCGUCGGGAGGCCUGAUCGUGGAGCGGCCCCCCUCGCCCCCCGAGCUGUCCUGCCUGCCCAAAUACAAGCGGGACCUCGUCCAGAAGCUCUCUGCCCUGCGCCAGGAGCUGCAGACCGUGCAGCCGCAGUCGGGCCACUGCCGGCUGGAGGUCUCCCGGGAGGACAUCUUUGAGGAGUCGUACCGUCUCAUCAUGAAGAUGCGCCCCAAGGACCUGAAGAAGCGGCUCAUGGUCAAGUUCAGGGGAGAGGAAGGCCUCGACUACGGGGGAGUGGCCAGGGAGUGGCUGUACCUGCUGUCUCACGAGAUGCUCAACCCGUACUACGGCCUGUUCCAGUACACCAGGGACGACAUCUACACCCUGCAGAUCAACCCGGACUCCUCGGUGAACCCGGAGCACCUGUCGUACUUCCACUUUGUGGGGCGGGUGAUUGGGCUGGCGGUGUUCCAUGGCCACUACAUCGACGGGGGCUUCACGCUGCCCUUCUACAAGAUGCUUCUGGGCAAGCCCAUCCACCUGGACGACAUUGAGCUGGUCGAUCCGGACCUGCACCGCAGCCUUACCUGGAUGCUGAACAACGACAUAGGGGACGGCAUCGACACAACCUUUUCGGUGGAGCACAAUGCGUUUGGGCAGCUCCAGGUGCACGAGCUGAAGCCCAACGGCCGGGAGCUUCCGGUCACGGACGACAACAAGAAGGAGUAUGUCAGGCUGUUUGUGAACUACCGUUUCAUGCGUGGCAUUGAGCAGCAGUUCCUGGCCCUGCAGAAGGGCUUCAGUGAGCUCGUUCAGCCGCACCUGCUCAAGGCCUUCGACGAGAAGGAGCUCGAGCUGGUGAUUGGAGGCCUGGGCAAGAUUGACCUGGAGGACUGGCAGAAGCACACGAGGCUCAAGCACUGCACGGCCGACACCCCCGUGGUGCAGUGGUUCUGGCGCACUGUGGAGGGCUACAGCGAGGAGCGCCGGGCUCGCCUGCUCCAGUUUGUCACCGGAAGCUCCAGGGUGCCGCUGCAGGGCUUCAGGGCGCUGCAGGGUUCCACGGGAGCCGCAGGUCCACGGCUCUUCACCAUCCACCUGAUCGACGCCAACACCGACAACCUGCCCAAGGCACAUACUUGCUUCAACCGGAUCGACCUGCCGCCUUACGAAAGCCCCGACAAGCUCACGGAGAAGCUGACUCAAGCCAUAGAGGAAACGUGCGGAUUCGCCGUCGAGUGAAGUCGACACACCAGCCGGAAGGAAGCCAGUCACGCGCUCCUUUGUCGAUCCGGCCGUCUGCUAUGCAAUCGUCGUUCAGCGGUCCGCGCGUCGCGACGAGCGCCCUUCUUUAAUCUGAAACCCUCCUCCGAAUGCCUCGAUCGCGUUCACAGGCAUUUAUAGAACUCUCUCGAGCCUCUUGGGCCACUGAGGUCGCCCGGGGUCACCUCGGGGAAAGGUCACUGCGGGGCGGUCUUCCCCGCCACUUCGGGAGGCCGAGUUUUCCGGGUCGCGAAGCCGAGGUUCGUGCGAGCACGAGCCGACGAAGGUGCCUUUGCGCAGCCGCGGGCUCCACCGGCCCGCGAGAGUCAAUUGUGAUAGCGGCCAAGUCAAUGCAAGUUUGCGCCCCUCUCGGGCCACUGGAACGCGGGGCGCGCGGACACACUGCCCCUAUUUAUUUAUUCCCGGCACCAUUCGCCGGUCAAGACCGGAUGAGGUCUGGGGACGAACCGCGUGGUCCGUCGCGCACGACCCCACGUCGAAAUGGUUAUUGUUAAACGUAAAGUGUGCGCGUUACGCACGUCUGGGAAGUCGUCCGGCGACCGUUUGUUUGUGCGGUCGCCGAAACGUUCGGCGAAGGUGUUCGACAGACUGCCGCGCGCAGACGUGACGAGUACAGGUGGGCGGCGCUUGUUCCAGUGGUGCCGGGUCGUCGGCGUUUUUAAAUAAAAAAAUGCUCCCGUUUUCAAACGUCGUCGCGCUCAGCGCGGCAUCUGCGGCGGCGGCCGCCUUUUACCCGUGUCGUCUGUUCUUCGUUUUCGCGUCAAAACCCAAGUUUUACGACAAACGCCGCGUUUUGGGGCACCACAUUUUUUUUUUUCCAUUGCUCCGUGCGUGCACUGUUUUGUUUGAUGCUGUUGUAGCCAGAUGCAACUAGUCCUCGUCUGCCGAGUGCACAGCCUGUCGACUGCCCAGUAGCCCGAACAACAACAACAACAAGGAGAAGAGACUCUCGGGUGGAUUUCCUCGGCGUUUUGCGGGACGCCCCGACAGUCUUCCCAAUCCGCUUUGCGCCCUCCGGAGGCUCCCAGAUCUCACUCGAGCCUCCUCUCGUCGUGCCCCGCGAGAACGAAAUCGAAGCGUGGCGCUGCCGCAACUCCCCCGCGGCGAUGCCGCGGCACUCGAAACGCUUCCCCGACAAGUGUGUCCGGCGCGGCCUUGAAAGCGGUCCCCCGACUUCCGCCCGACGUCGGCGGACGUGGGCCAAAAGAUGCCCGUUGCGCUGCGGGUUGCUCCGCAGCCGGACGGUCGACAGAAACAAAAAUUUGCAGUCGUAUUUUGACCUAUCGAUCGAGUACGUGGCGAAUGCUAACUCUGGUCUCAGCCUUCCAGCCAUGUCCUCCCCAUGUACCAUUUUCUUUUUUUGGGGGGACGGGGGGGGUUUGCUUUUAUUAUUGGCACGUGGCACAAUUCGUUGCCGCUUUGGGACCGCUUUCGACCCACAGACAUUCGGACACACCGGUUGAAGAUGGGUUCGGGCCACCCUAGCGGCAUGCCGGUGGGGGGGUGGUGGGCGGCGCCCCCGGCUGGUCCCAGACGACUGGAGAAUCCACAUUCCACGAGCGCCGUCGAAAGUCGUUCCUCCGCAAACUGUGCCUGCCAUAUGUUUUUUCGUCCCCACGUCAGCAACGAACGUGCGACCGGCGUUGCGACGCCCAGCCGUGCCCACGAGACGCGCAUCGUCGUCGACCAGCGUCGUCAUCUCACUGUACAAAGAAGAAAAGAACCGGAGUCUCCGUAGGCUCCCGUCAGUUCAAUUCAGUACGGGAAACCGAGCUUUUUUUUUUUUUUUUCCUGCUUUUUUCUUACCUUCCCCCCUUUUUUUUCCCCCGGUUGUUUUGUAUUUUGCAUCCCCUCCCCCUUUCUCGUUUCCCCCCCCCAACAUAUUGUGUGGAGGAAGAGCGAAUAAAGUUGUACCAUAAAAUGGGA
This is a messenger RNA of Ixodes scapularis (black-legged tick), 4964 nucleotides long. RefSeq names its product E3 ubiquitin-protein ligase SMURF2 (gene Smurf). Lineage: Eukaryota; Metazoa; Arthropoda; Arachnida; Ixodida; Ixodidae. Gene Ontology annotation, molecular function: ubiquitin protein ligase activity; protein binding. Gene Ontology annotation, biological process: ubiquitin-dependent protein catabolic process; negative regulation of BMP signaling pathway. The record is from RefSeq and is a predicted model, not a curated record. The transcript has 18 exons. Bases 375 to 2996 code for a protein of 873 amino acids.